GGCGGCAGUAGCAGAGGAGGGCGAGGCGGCAGGAGAAGGUAGGAGGCAAGCUCAUCGGCGGCGGCUCCUGGUGCCGGCGGCGGCAACGGGGGGUGAAGAUGGUGGACGUGCUUGGUGUCCUGCGACAGUACAACGUCCAGAAGAAGGAGAUUGUGGUGAAGGGAGAUGAAGUAAUCUUCGGGGAGUUCUCCUGGCCGAAGAAUGUCAAGACCAACUAUGUAGUGUGGGGAACUGGAAAGGAAGGUCAACCCAGAGAGUAUUAUACAUUGGAUUCCAUCUUAUUUCUCCUUAACAAUGUGCACCUCUCACAUGCUGUUUAUGUCCGACGUGCAGCUACUGAAAACAUUCCUGUGGUUCGAAGACCUGACCGAAAAGAUUUACUUGGAUAUCUCAAUGGUGAAGCAUCAACAUCAGCAAGUAUUGAUAGGAGUGCCCCCCUGGAAAUAGGCCUGCAGCAAUCUACUCAAGUAAAGCGAGCUGCUGAUGAAGUUUUAGCAGAAGCAAAGAAACCACGUAUUGAGGAUGAAGAGUGUGUGCGUCUUGAUAAAGAGAGAUUGGCUGCUCGUUUGGAGGGUCACAAAGAAGGAGUUGUACAAACAGAACAGAUUAGGUCUUUGUCAGAAGCUAUGUCAGUGGAAAAAAUUGCUGCAAUCAAAGCCAAAAUUAUGGCUAAGAAAAGAUCUACCAUCAAAACUGAUCUAGAUGAUGAUAUAACUGCCCUUAAACAGAGGAGUUUUGUGGAUGCUGAAGUAGAUGUGACCCGAGAUAUUGUCAGCAGAGAGAGAGUGUGGAGGACAAGAACAACUAUCUUACAAAGCACAGGAAAGAAUUUUUCCAAGAAUAUUUUUGCCAUUCUUCAGUCUGUGAAAGCCAGAGAAGAAGGACAUGCCCCUGAACAGCAACCGGCUCCAAAUGCAGCACCUGUGGAUCCCACAUUGCGUACCAAACAGCCUAUCCCAGCUGCCUACAGCAGAUAUGACCAGGAAAGAUUUAAAGGAAAAGAAGAAACGGAAGGCUUCAAAAUUGAUACUAUGGGCACUUACCAUGGUAUGACACUGAAAUCUGUGACGGAAGGUGCAUCUGCCCGCAAGACUCAGACUCCUGCAGCACAGCCAGUACCAAGACCAGUUUCCCAA
Molecule: messenger RNA, 1136 nt
Organism: Elephantulus edwardii (Cape elephant shrew)
Lineage: Eukaryota; Metazoa; Chordata; Mammalia; Macroscelidea; Macroscelididae
Product: parafibromin-like
Exons: 1
Biological process (GO): transcription elongation by RNA polymerase II; positive regulation of transcription elongation by RNA polymerase II
Cellular component (GO): Cdc73/Paf1 complex
Molecular function (GO): RNA polymerase II complex binding
Source: RefSeq, a predicted model, not a curated record